GUUAGCAGUGAUCGUUUAUUUUUUCCUCUCGCUUGCACUUUUAACAUGGAGGAUUACAUAUCUAAAAUAAAACAGUUUUCUAAACUGGACUUUCAAUCGAAGCAGGAGGUAAUACUGAAAGGAAGAUCUCCAUCGAGACAGAGAGACUUUUAAAACUGAAGAAAGAUAAGGAAGACUUCUAUAAACAAGUUACUGAUGCUUUUGUUCAGAAGGAGCUGUGCAUGGACUUCAUUUAUAAGUAAAGGAUGGCUCCAUGAGCUGGGCAAACACCUGGAGAUGCCCUACGUCAACAACACGGUCGGCGGCCCGUCGGUGCGCAGCUCGUACAUCGCCGCGCUCUACUUCACCCUCAGCAGCCUGACCAGCGUCGGCUUUGGCAACGUGUGCGCCAACACGGACGCCGAGAAGAUCUUCUCCAUCUGCACCAUGCUCAUCGGCGGUAUGCCGGACGCCAUGGAAUAACGUGAUUGGGCAGGCACGCGUUUAUAUCGUGGGAAAACGGACGUGAAAAAAGGCUAUCCUCACUCAGGUCCGCAUGUAGCUGGAGGGGGCGCGGCCUCCAGCUCCGCCUGAAAAUCGGGAGAAUUUCGGGAGAAAAUUUGUCCCGGGAGGUUUUCGGGAGAGGCGCUGAAUUUCGGGAGUCUCCCGGAAAAUCCGGGAGGGUUGGAAAGUAUGAUCAUUAGAGCAAAAAUGUGUGCUUGUAAAGUUUUAACAUAUUGUAAACAAAAUAAAUCGUUCUCUCCAUGGGGGUCCAUCUUGAAGCCUCUUUCUUUUGAGUUAUUUUGGGGGCGACGUUUUUACAUGCACAUGACUUUGUCUAUCCUUAGUCCUCUUCAAUUGGCUGGAUCGCUUCUUUGCUGCGUCCGCUAUGUUUGUAGUUUUAGCAAUACGCUCCCAUACUGACAAAGCGUAAGUUAGGACUAUAUAAACUACUUUUUUUUAAUUAAAAAUGGAAACAACGGAGGAUUGUACAAGCUAGAGUUUGAGAGAAAGUGAAGAAUCCUUGGAACCGAUCAGAUGAACACAUCUCAAAGGUCAGUUUAUUAGCUUUCUCGAACAGCACCCUUCAGGGCCAUAAAGCUAAAAGUAUACACGCUACGUGUUGUAUCUGUCUCAGAAUUUAAAACAAUAUUUGCAACCAUACAGCAUUAUACAUAGCCUCUCUCAGCUACAUACUAAUAUGUCAUUACAAAUGGUCGUACACAGUAUCUUCUGUUAUUGGUUUUACUGAUUCAUUGGAUCAACUGUCGCCAUAAAUUGUAGGGCGUGUUAAAUUGUAGGGCGCCAUAAAUUGUAGGGCGAUUAAAUAUAGUUUUGGUUAAAUCCUCUAUUGCCCAUAAGCGGAGGCAGGGCCAUUAGCCAGGCUGCGUACUAUACUGUAUGUCCGGCAAAGUCUCGCUGGGCCCAGCGUUCAAGUAAGUACAUUAAAAAGUUAAGCACGCACUUUUUACUUUAGUUGAUGCUGGAGAAGGGUAUAGUGAUCUGUGCUGAUUAUUAGAACCAAUAAGAGAGCACCUUGGACUGAUUUUGAAGAUAAAAACAGCGUACUUGACCAAGUGUUAACUGGAAAACCAUUAUGUAUGGAGAUAUAAUUUAUAUAACAAAUUGAUUUAACAGUAACACUGUCAGGCUUGUCCCUGACAGUUUGGCCAUGUUUUAGUUUUUCCUCUGCGUUUGUCUUUGUUUCCUGUCUGACAGUUUGGCCAUGUUUUAGUUUUUCCUCUGCAUUUGUCUUUGUUUCCUGUCAGCGCUCUUAUUUUGGUUAUUUCCUGAUUAUCUCCCCUGCUUUUUCCCCUCAGCUGUGGCUGAUUGGCACUGGGCCACACCUGGUGUCAAUCAGCCAGCUGCUAUUUAGACCUGCCCUGUACUCCACUCUGCGCUGGAUUAUUGUCAUGAAUACUUGUCAUUGUAAUACAUGUCGUUGUAGCUCCUACCUGUUUUGUCGUUUAUACCUGAAUCCUGUAGCUGUUGGCAGCGUGCUGUUUUUUGUUCCUAGUUCCUGUUUGCUGGAUCCUGUUUCCCGUUUUCCAGUUUGGCCGUUCCUGGUUUGUGUCUCUUCUUUAUUUUUACUUUUGGACAUUAAACCAUGUUUUCUUUUACCAAGCCUGCCUUCUCUGCAUUUUGGGGUUCGUCACCAGCAACACAUUGUGACAAACACAUUUAUAUAGCAAAUCUCAAUCAGUUUGUUUGGAACAAGGCAGGAUUGUUUUAGAAAUAUUUACCAUAUAUUUCCAUUGUUGUGAUUAGUUGGCGACUUGUCCAGGGUGUACCUGGACAGCUGGGAUAGGCUCCACACCCGCCCGCCUGAAAGGGACAAGCGUUAAGAAAUGGAUGGCUGGAUGAAUUAAAAAUGUUGGCAAAUAUACAAAAACAAAGGUGCCAACAAGCAAGAAACAUUGGUUUUGCACAAUAUGAACCCUUUAAAAAGUUUGUUUAUGAUGAAUGUCGACCAAAAAAUGUCUGUAAGUUAUAAUUCCAGCCAUUCUCAACAUUCAACGCUUGUCCCUCUCGUGGUCGCUGAAGUGCUGGAUCCUAU
This is a messenger RNA of Nerophis lumbriciformis (worm pipefish), 2536 nucleotides long. Its product is annotated as voltage-gated delayed rectifier potassium channel KCNH4-like. The record is from RefSeq and is a predicted model, not a curated record. Gene Ontology annotation, molecular function: voltage-gated potassium channel activity. Gene Ontology annotation, biological process: regulation of membrane potential; potassium ion transmembrane transport. Gene Ontology annotation, cellular component: plasma membrane. Lineage: Eukaryota; Metazoa; Chordata; Actinopteri; Syngnathiformes; Syngnathidae.